AUGAUCGGGACCGAAUUCUGUCUAUGUCAUAAAAUGCGUACAGCUGCGGUACAGCAAGGUCUCGUACACAAGGAUCCUGACGUCGAUGCUAUAUUCAGGCUGCUACAUGCCGACAAAAGAAGCGGUCUUAACGAGAAAUUCAGCAGGCACGCGCCGCCGAUAGUGCUUGAAGCGGGCACAUACGCACCAUGGAACUCGCAGAACACUUUGUUUCAUAAGAAAGCCUUUUUCACUCUUUUCUUGCCUACUACAGUGACUUUUCGUACGACGGACAUAUGGCGCUCCUAUAUAGCACCAGAAGCUUCUGCAUAUGAUCGGAGAGACAGUGGCGUUCUAUCCACCCAAUGCUGUGCAAUAUAG
Messenger RNA from Cooperia oncophora, 360 nucleotides. The record is from the annotation of a GenBank genome assembly. NCBI's taxonomy places the organism in Eukaryota, Metazoa, Nematoda, Chromadorea, Rhabditida, Trichostrongylidae.